AUGGGCGUCCGAGAUUCCCACGGGGAGACGGCGGGGACGCCCGACCCCAUCGAGAAGGGGUUUGCCACCCUCAAUACCAUCAGGAUCGGUGUGAAAGCCAUGGUGCAAAAGGAUGGAGAGUUACGGAAAGCCGAGAUUCUGUCUAUAAGACAGCGGAAAGAUGGUCCUUCCUUUUACGUACACUAUGUCGACUUUAACAAGCGUCUUGACGAAUGGGUCGCAUCUUCGCGGAUCGAUCUCUCCCAAGAGGUUGAAUGGCCUCAGCCAGAAAAGGCCGAUAAGAAGAAGGCUGCUACUACCAACAAGGCCGCCCCCAGCAAAAAUACGAGUACCAACAAGCGUACCCGUGCUGACAGUCGCGAUGUAUCGCAAACGCCUGACAUAUUGGGUGGUAAAAAUGUGAAUGUCGACAAGACCUCACGACCAUCAAGAGCAGGCGGAAAAGAGAACGCCGAGACUCCCGGGGAUACCUCGCUGUUCCCCUCUGAAGCAGUGUCGACAGUUGGAACACCCAAAGCCACCGACUCCGAAGAUGUUGAAAUGGUAGAUGCCACAGAAGGCCAAUCGACUAAAGAAGACGAAGUGCAAACGGCCUCGGGUGAAGUCAUCACCCGCGGAGAAGAGAUCGAACGACUUCGCACAAGCGGCAGUAUGACUCAAAACCCAACAGAAAUCCAUCGUGUACGAAACUUGACUCGCCUCCAAAUGGGCAAAUACGACGUCGAGCCGUGGUACUUCUCCCCAUACCCGGAUUCCUUCUCCGACGUAGAUCUAGUCUACAUUGACGAGUUCUGCCUCAGCUACUUCGACAACCAGCGCGCUUUUGAGCGCCACCGCGCCAAAUGCACCAUCACCCAUCCACCCGGCAACGAGAUCUACCGCGACGACUACAUUUCCUUCUUCGAGGUCGACGGCCGCCGCCAACGAACCUGGUGCCGCAACCUGUGUCUCCUGAGUAAACUUUUCUUGGACCACAAGACCCUCUACUACGAUGUCGAUCCCUUUCUCUUCUACUGCAUGACCACCCGCGACGAAAGCGGCUGCCACCUCGUCGGCUACUUCUCCAAGGAAAAAGACUCCGCCGAAGGCUACAACCUCGCCUGUAUCAUGACGCUGCCACAGUAUCAGCGCCGUGGCUUUGGCCGUCUUCUCAUAUCCUUCAGCUACGAGCUCAGCAAGCGCGAGGGCAAGCUCGGCUCGCCCGAAAAGCCGCUCAGUGAUCUGGGUCUUCUCGGUUAUCGCCAGUAUUGGCGCGAGACGUUGGUGGAUCUGCUAAUCGAGCCGAACCGUGAGGCGAUGAGUGAGAACGAGCUCGCUGUACUCACUUCCAUGACGGAGAAAGACGUUCACGAAACACUUGUUGUUUUCAACAUGCUUCGGUAUCAUAAAGGUAACUGGGUGAUUGUAUUGACGGAUAGCAUCAUCGAGGAGCACGAGAAGCGUCUGAAGAAAGAGGAGAUCAAGGGCGCGCGCAAGAUCGAUCCUGCACGUCUGCAGUGGAAGCCUCCUGUCUUCACUGCCUCCAGCCGGACCUGGAAUUGGUGA
Molecule: messenger RNA, 1545 nt
Organism: Penicillium soppii
Lineage: Eukaryota; Fungi; Ascomycota; Eurotiomycetes; Eurotiales; Aspergillaceae
Product: NuA4 histone acetyltransferase complex catalytic subunit ESA1
Exons: 6
Coding region: 1-1545 (514 amino acids)
Biological process (GO): regulation of DNA-templated transcription
Molecular function (GO): histone acetyltransferase activity
Source: RefSeq, a predicted model, not a curated record